GUUUUUGUUUUGGUGCGCUGCGUGAGAGGAAUGUGUGCCGGUAUACCCGAAAUCGUUAAUAUUAUCGAAGAAGUGCCAACGUUUAUAGGAGUGAACUGGAUGUGCACACAGCUUGCUUUCGAUUGCGAAGGGCCUGUAUUAUAUAUUAUGUUCAGUUCGACUGAAAUUAGGUCGCGUUUGUUUAUGCCUGCUGACUCACGAAAUUAAUUAAUGAGGUAAUGCGAUUUUGAUUGCACGUUUGCACUGCGAUUAAACAAAUGAAAUUUACGCUAAUAUUUCUAUACUUUUACAUUCACACGAAGGCAAACACAAUUUAAGAGCACCAUCAAUUCAGGUAUUACGUUAGAGGUGUUUUGAUGAAGGUACCGUUAGAUGAAGUGUGGUAAUCAUCAUCAUUAUCCUUGAAAAUAUUCCGCGUAGAAGGUCAAUCUCCGAAGCCUCAUUGAAAAGUUCAUAAUCAUUCAAGCACCAUUUUCCAUUCCAAGUUAAUUGAGAAUUUUUCAUGCUAUUAAUCAUAAUACUCGCGCAGGCUAGUGUCAAAGGCAAAGCUCCAAGUACUUUUGAUUCGACAUUUCCAUUUCAUUGAGAGAACGGCACGCCAAAUCCUUAGUCCGUUAAUCGAAUAAACCAACGUCCCAUAUCCAAUUGGACCACGAGGUCAGGAUCAUCGCUGUGAUAAAUGUCCUGCACGGCUCUCCCGCUAAACUUUCUACACUAUUUACACGCUACAGAUUAUGGAGGAGCUCGACUGUUAUAUGGCGGGCUAAAAUAAUUGGAUUUUGCCGAGAGCCAGUGAGCCGUUAAUUUUUCAUUGCGCUGUUUGAUGAUAAAUUUUAUCGAGUCACGAAAAGGCGGAGGAGACAAGGGGGCGAUUAGUUGGCGCAUUGCUGUCAUACCGUGUGCGGAUGUGCGAACUCAUUACUGAAGACUCGCGGUACUGUUGAUAUUAACGGCUUCGUGACGAUUGCGCACUUUCCUGUAUUCGGUGUGUCGAUCAAGAGCAAGUUUAAGUGUCGAGACAACAGGUACGAUGUGAAAUUCAUUUCGAUUUAAUAAAACAUCGAUUCACGAUCUCCUUUCUCGAGGAGCCGAUCGAAUGAUUUCUUUUUCACGAAUUAUCGAAAAAUAUUCGCCCGUCACUCGUUUCGUAACUCGUCGCGGAAAAAAAUCGAGACACACACACAGGCAGACAUUCCAGCGCGAUUUUCACUUUCGUUCGGCGACAUUCCAGACCGUAUAGCAAAAGACACAAUGUGUGUUCAGAUCUCUUGGGAGGUCCGCCUGCCGGACAGCCCAUAAUGAUCCGCGAAUCCGAAAGUUGUAAUUAAGACGACGGCACGCGGUGGCGUCGAAUCGCUUUACGCACACUUUCACACGCAAAAGAGUUUGCCCUCGCGUCGAGCUCGUAAACACGUGGCGUUACGUCAGUCGCGAUGAUGAAUUCGCUCCGUCGAGUUUUUUCUCUUAUCUCGGUAUACGAAUUUCGGACGCGGAAGCCAACGCUGAUGGAGCAUAGGCGCGUGAGAACAAUGCUCGUUGCGAAAAUACAAAUCUAGUGCAAAACGAGCGGAGCGUCGCAUGCGAGCAGUUGGGUUACGCAACGAGUGCAGAAGAAAAGUGUGAGAUAGCGACGUUUAACGCGGCUCGAAAGCGAAAUGAGCGGCGAGAGAAGCUGUCGGGCGCUCCGAGCGUUAUUGCCCUCGUUUCGCUGAUUGUUUUGGUCGUUAGUGGGCUGGAUGCUCGCGCGAGAAAGCGCAGGUGUGUCAGCUGCGGGGAGAUUUCGCGUUAUUAUGACAGGCGAAUCCCGCAAUGACUUCAUACCGAGUGGCUUAUUCAAUCAUUCAAUCACUCGCGUUUCUACUAAAAAUACACAAAUCUUUCGCAACCGUCGCUCUACGUCCGAGAGGAAAAAUAAAAGAGAAACAUAAAUACGAGAUAAAGUCGAGCGAUCGCGAUUCGGAAUAAAAAUUUCACGCGUGUCAACGUAGCGCGCAAGGAAUAUUCCGCGAUACGAGAAGAAGAAAAAAGUAAUCUUCGAACGCGACAUUGAAAGCCUAACAUAAUCGCAUCAGACGCCGAAACGAGGGCCGAAUUGACGCACGGAGAACACAACAAUCAAAGCCAAUCGAGGAGGACUGGCACCGCGGAAAAAAUGGGUCAGAUUUUAGCUCCUCCAGAAUUAAGGCCACUCGAUCGGCGCCCCGGCGGUCCUCUCGAGGAUCGACCUUGACUAUCGAUUAAUAACGAAAAUGGUAAUGCUUAUUAUGGAUCUAAAAAUGAUUCCGUCGAGUUACUCAACAGCUUAACAUAACAAAGAAUGUGCUGGCGCUCAUUCCGAUAGCGCGGAUUGAGAUAACGCCGCUCUUUGAUGUCAUUGGCUGUAUGGUAUUAUUGGACAAUAAUAAAUGCAGCGAGCAAUUGUUAUAAAAUAAACACCGCGAAGAUCAGCAAUCACUCGGUUAUCGGACAUCACCAAAUACACCACAACAGUAUCCGGUCGACGAGUUCGAGUGUUUGCCAAUCACCAAGACAAGAUUGUGCGCAGGCAACUUUUCCACUCACAACACAGUGCGCGCGUGCAAACUCCAAAAGUCGCUGUCAUCCCUCGAAAAAAAAAACUGAAACUCACGCGAACGCCUCAUUCCGUCCAAAGAGUCUUCGGACUUCAAUCGCAGAUCAAACACACUACCAGAAUCUUCUUCGUUCGGCUCGCUCACUCGGGUUAUCUCAUCUGUCUUUGUCUCUCUUGCCCCUUAUCUCUCUCGCUCUCAUUCUCUCGCUCGCGUCGUGUUCUUAUGCUCAGCCCUCUCGACGGCGCGGAAAAAGAGAAAACGUGCUGCCGGCAGAGCCGCACCGAGUCCAGCAGUGAUGCUCUGCUCGAGAGUCGGCGUUCUCGUCACGCGGACGGCGCUGCGCACGCGAAACACACUGGCCGCCUGCAUUAUCAGGAGAACCAGGAGCCUUAACGCGCCGAGCCCGAUCCAGCAAUUCGGACCAUGUGGCCGUAUAAUGAAAAACUCGGCAAUGGUUAUGACCAUCCAAGACCCAGCUUCGCAGAGGCUGACCUGGUACAAGCCGCCGCUCACGGUCCUCGUAAUCAAGAAGGUCCGUGAUUCGUCGGUGUUGCCGCCGUUCGUGCAGCUCGUCACAUGGCUCAUAGAGGAGAAGCGAAUGGUGGUGUUCGUCGAGGCCUCGGUGCUCGAGGACCCGGCCUUGGCCAGGGACCACAGGUUCCAGGGGGUCCGCGACAGACUGCAGACCUUCCGUGAUGGCACCGACGAUCUCCAGGAUCGCAUAGACUUCAUCGUGUGUCUGGGAGGAGACGGCACCCUCCUGUACGCCAGUCUCCUGUUUCAACAAUCCGUUCCACCAGUCAUGGCAUUUCACUUGGGCUCUCUGGGCUUCCUAACGCCCUUCGAGUUCGACAACUUCCAAGAGCAGGUCACAAACGUUCUGGAAGGUCACGCAGCCCUGACGCUGAGGAGUCGUCUGCGCUGCAUAAUCAUGCGCAAGGGCGAGGAGGGCCAGCCGGCCAAGCCGCCCACGAAUCUUCUGGUACUUAACGAGGUGGUGGUGGACCGCGGACCUUCGCCGUAUCUGUCCAACAUCGACCUCUUCAUCGACGGCAAGCACGUGACCAGCGUACAAGGCGACGGACUCAUCGUCAGCACACCUACUGGAUCCACGGCCUACGCCGUGGCCGCCGGCGCCAGUAUGAUACAUCCUUCGGUGCCAGCCAUCAUGAUCACGCCGAUAUGCCCACAUUCGCUGUCGUUCAGACCCAUCGUCGUGCCUGCCGGUGUCGAGCUCAAGAUUUCAGUAUCACCAGACAGUAGAAACACGUCGUGGGUGUCGUUCGACGGGCGAAAUCGACAGGAACUAUUUCACGGCGACAGCCUGAGGGUGACGACGUCGAUCUACCCGGUGCCGUCGAUCUGCGCAGCCGACCAGAUAACCGAUUGGUUCGACUCGCUGGCCGAGUGCCUGCACUGGAACGUCCGCAAGAAGCAGAAACACCUGGAUGAGCUGAGCGACCUGACGCAUUCCUCCAGCAACGACACCCUCGACUCCCUCGACCGCGACAGCUAGACGGCCAGAGUCGCGAUUUCUCGUGUACGAAGGAAAUCUAAAAACGAGAGAAAGAGACAGAGAGUCAAAAUGGCGCCGAGUAUUUUUCGCGGGCGCCACAGCCAUACUGUGGCUGUAAUAUUCGACCGUGAGUUCGAGGAGAAGACGCUGCGGGGGAGUGUCGCGCUCUCGAGCGAAAAGUUGAAGAGGCGACGGAGAAGUUCUUGUAUUUGAUCGAGAGACGGAGUCUUGAAGAGUCUCCGGGAGCUAGGGACGAGCGGAGUUUUAAAUGUUAUCGUGUAAAUGUCGAGAAUAAUGGUGUAAAUGAAAGAUUUUUAACGAUGAAGAAAUAUGAUUAUUGCUACUAUUAAUGUAAAUUAAUAUUAAUUAUAUGUUAAUCAUUCACUUUUAUUUUUACUAUUAUUAUACUGAAAUCAUAAUGAAGCCUUGAUGGAAUUUCGUGUGUCUAGCGAGAUGUGUCGUCCCGUAGGCUAUACUACCAGACAAUAUAUUAAUGUACGCGUGCAUCAUGUUCCUGAACAAUCAAAAAACGUAUAAUGAGGAAAAUAUUGAUGAAGAGAAUUAUUAGCGAAUUGUGCGAGGAUAAAGUUGAAAAGAUAGUAAUGAUUUUCAUUUAUCUUGCGUCGAUCAUUAUAUGAAAAGGGAAAAUCCUUCUAUAGAAAUGAACUUGUUGUAAAUGUUAAAUAAUAUUUCCUAUAUUCUUUUUAAUAAAAUAAUUUUUGUACAUAAAA
Messenger RNA from Nasonia vitripennis (jewel wasp), 4820 nucleotides. RefSeq names its product NAD kinase. Gene Ontology annotation, biological process: NADP+ biosynthetic process; NAD+ metabolic process. Bases 2869 to 4089 code for a protein of 406 amino acids. The transcript is spliced from 8 exons. Gene Ontology annotation, molecular function: NAD+ kinase activity. The record is from RefSeq and is a predicted model, not a curated record. NCBI's taxonomy places the organism in Eukaryota, Metazoa, Arthropoda, Insecta, Hymenoptera, Pteromalidae.